Messenger RNA from Contarinia nasturtii (swede midge), 573 nucleotides. RefSeq lists its product as uncharacterized. The coding region runs from base 1 to 573 and encodes 190 amino acids. The record is from RefSeq and is a predicted model, not a curated record. The transcript is spliced from 3 exons. NCBI's taxonomy places the organism in Eukaryota, Metazoa, Arthropoda, Insecta, Diptera, Cecidomyiidae.
AUGAAGGAUGCAUGGGAAGGUUUGGAACGAAGUUGUUUGAUUUUGGGUGGAUUGCCAUCACAAUACAAGCCGACGAUAUUGGCUUGGGAAAACGGUGGUACGGAAAUCACUGUAGACUAUGUAAAAAACAUGAUUCUGCAGGAUGUUUUAUUGAACGACGACAGUGAAAACUCUGAAACAACAUUGAAAUGUGUAAAAAAAAUUAAAGACAAAAAGAAUGACAGGAAGAAAAAGAUUCAGUGCUACAAUUGCAAGGGCAACCAUUAUCGUAACAAAUGUCCAGAAUUAAUGAAUGUUAAUACAAAUGAUAGUGGCAAAGUGCUAUUUAGUGCGUUUCUCGUGGACAAUAAACCGGAUGAUUGGUUUUUCGAUAGUGGUGCGACAGCACAUAUGACAUUCAAUCAUGGUAUUGUUGAGAACUUUGUAGCAUCAGUAGAAGGAAAUCGUGUGACUGCUGCUGAUGGCAGGGCUAUGAAAAUAACUGGAGAGGGUGACGUACAUGAAAAUGCGGAAUUAUUAGGUCAACAGUUUUACGCAUUUCGGUUAAUUCUAGCUGGUUAUCGAAAUCUAUAA